ACACCUAACUCGGUGAAUUCGAACCCGGAAUUUGAUUCCACGCAAGGCUUCACUACCGAUGGCUUGUGAUGCUCUGGAAUGGUGACGAUGUGUGUGAGUUAGAAGUUAUCGGAAACGGAAUCGACAGUGUUGUUGCUGCUCAAUAUUGUUGACACACGGCGAUGAGCUUUGAAGUGUCUGGAACCCAGAAAGGAUUGGAGCUGAUAGUUAUUCAAAUUUGGACUUGUCGCUGGGAUCUUACAGUCGGAGAUUUUGCUGAUGAAUCUCGGAGCCUGAAAGGGCUGAUGAAUCCAGACUUUCGUGCUGGGAUUUGAGAAGAAGUUUGAUAUAGUUGUGGUGUGGUUGCGUGUUGAGGAGUUUUCGGACGCGACUGGAGAUUCGUGUUGCAGAAUUAGGGUUUUUUUUAUUAGAGUUGUGGAUUGUCUUACGCUGUGGGAGGUGGAAUCUUAGUAUGGAGAACGAGGGGCAAGUGGAAAGAUAUUCCUCGAGGGCUCGAAGAGCGGGGCACGCCUCCUCUUCUGCUCGUCCUCAAGGAAGUGUGUCUCCAAUUAGGGGUGACACACGUGGUUUCCAGGAUUUCUGCGGCGAUGUGAAACGCAAAUUGAAAGAAUUCUAUACAUUUGAUUUGAUGCCCGAGAUCUUUACCAUCAAGUUUCGGCAACAGGUUGAAGGACUUAAAUUGGGUGCCAAUUUUGAGUUUGGUGGUAUGCAGGUCAAUGGAUAUAGCACUAACGAUUGUCACACCAAGCUUGUCGUCAAGCCGGCUUCUGAAAAUAACUACUGGAAAGUCAUCUGUGAACCGGAACAGAAGGAGAUACGGGUCCUGACGAAGAAGAUACCCCUUGGUUCAAUUUUGCAUCUCCAGUUUGGGAUUGGUCAUGAUUUCAUCAGAAAAUCCACCAAUUGGAAUUGGAAGGUAACAUCAACAUUUGGCUUGUCUGGUCCCCUACCUGAAGUUCGCCAGAAGACCUUGCUGCCAAUAUUCCCCGGAUUCGAUAUUAAUGUCGGCUGGAAUGCUCAGUAUGAACAUCCAGACCUUCAUGGAGCAAGUGGCACAGGGGAGCCUCCCAUUGAGGUGAACUAUGGCCGCCUGCAUGCCAAGAUCGAAAGGGUGGCUGCUGUCUAUACCCAUUACGGCUGAACCAUUCACCUGAAGCUUUCUUUGAAGAAUUGUAACAUUUCAAAUUACAUGCCGCCUUAAUUAAAAUUCAAAGAAGCUCCCUAUCAUUGGCAUCGGAGUUCCUUACGGUGGUGAUGGUCCUUCCUUCUGGAUUGUAUUAGCUCCUAGGUUUUACAUUUUCCCGUCUCUCAAACAAUGUACAGACGAAUUUCGUUAGAUUUGUAGUGCUUGGGCUCCAACUAAGUUCAAAGAUGAGGAUUGCUGCUCUGGUUCAGGAAUACGUUCCUGCUCGCAAUAGCCCAAGCUGUCCUCCUGAGAAUAUACCUCUAACAAGUGAUGAUCCAACUUGUGAUAUUCAAUAUCAGAUUCAUAACUAUCUGUUGUGGUACAAGUAUUUUUUACACAGAAUGGCAACGCCAUCGUUUGAAGAAGAGGGUCCUGCUGAUACAACUGGGUUUACCAGUGGAAUAGGACGCCGAGUCAAUUGGGUAGCAUUGCUGCAAAUUUCCAUCGUCAACGUGGUUUAAGUGACGAACUCCUCUCCCUUUAAAUGAAAUAACUCACUAGAUUUUUCUCCUCACCUAAAGCAGGUGGAGAUUGAGCACAUUCUGCUCUCUUCUUGGAUAUUACUUCGUAACCGAGUAAGGAAACGCCCUCUAUUAUUUUUC
Messenger RNA from Physcomitrium patens, 1788 nucleotides. RefSeq lists its product as uncharacterized. The record is from RefSeq and is a predicted model, not a curated record. Lineage: Eukaryota; Viridiplantae; Streptophyta; Bryopsida; Funariales; Funariaceae.